Messenger RNA from Necator americanus (New World hookworm), 336 nucleotides. RefSeq lists its product as uncharacterized. The record is from RefSeq and is a predicted model, not a curated record. Lineage: Eukaryota; Metazoa; Nematoda; Chromadorea; Rhabditida; Ancylostomatidae. Bases 1 to 336 code for a protein of 111 amino acids. The transcript has a single exon.
AUGACUGCUCUCCGAAAGGGAACAACCAUUGCAUCGAGAAGGGGGAUGGAGAAAAUCAUCUACGACUUCUACUCUGAUCUUUUCGACAGCCACUUGCCUCCUCACCAUCUGAGGGAAGACGGACUUGUCAUUUUUGAGGUUCUCCCGUCCGAAAUACGACAUGCUAUCAUGUCGGUAAGAAAUUGUACGGCACCCGGUGCCGACAGAAUAAAACCAGAACACCUGAAGAACCUUCCGCCAGUACUCAUCAACACUCUGGCGAGGCACUUUGCAAGUUACCUGUCGGAAUGCAAGGUUCCUAAACAGUGGAAGACCAGCAAGACUGUUGUUGUAUGA